AUUCUCUUCAACUUAACAAGAUAUUUCAACAAGAGACUUUGUUAAUUCAACUUCUCUAUCAUCUCUCUCAAGACAACCUCAAUCAAUUCUACCAACAAAUCUAAACCUCACACUCUCCAAUCAUAAUGGAUUCUUUCGGAGCUCAACAAGGCGGUGCCCCAAACCGUGGAUGCUUUACCUGCGGAACUGAAGGUCACCAAGCCCGUGAAUGCCCAAGCCGUGGACCACCAAAGUGCUACAACUGCGACAACCCAGGUCAUUUGAGCCGUGAUUGCCCAGAGGGACCAAAGGAGAAGGUCUGCUACAGAUGCGGUACUUCCGGACACAUCUCCAAGGACUGCUCCAACCCACCAACUGAGGGUGCUGGACGUGGUGGUGGAUACGGCGGCGGAUAUGGAGGUGGUGGUGGUCAACAGUGCUACAAAUGCUCCAAGAUCGGCCACAUCGCCCGUAACUGCCCAGAGGCUGGUGGCUAUGGUGGAAACCAAGGUUACGGAGGUAACCAAGGUGGAUACGGUGGUGGAUUCGGUGGUGGUGCCCGUCAAGGAAGCCAAACCUGCUUCUCAUGUGGCGGUUACGGACAUCUUUCCCGUGACUGCACCCAAGGUCAAAAGUGCUACAACUGUGGUGAAGUUGGUCACUUGUCCCGUGACUGCAGCCAAGAGACUUCUGAGGCUCGUCGAUGCUACGAGUGCAAGCAAGAGGGUCACGAGAAGCUUGACUGCCCUUUGAGAAAGAAGGCUUUCGGCCAAGAAUAAAUUUAAGUGCUUGAUGCACGGCACAUGAUUACCUCGAGGUCGACUAUUCUACACAUUCACGGUUAGGAAUUAUGACGAAACGACAAAACCUUAAGGAUUUUUUCGAAGACUAGUAAUUUCGUUCAAGGAUUACGGGAACAGAUAACCUCUUUGUAUAAUUGUACCGACUUUUUGCGACUUCGGAAAAAAUUGUCGCCUUUCAUUUUCUAUUUCCUUUUGAAAAGUAAAAUACCUAUUCCUCUUUUGGAGUCUUAUGCUGCGUUGCUUCCAUAUCUGAGUUUAGAGUUUGGCCCUUGCUUUUCCAACUUUCUAUCGGCACGGAUGGAUUCACAAAAGUCAUAUCACUCAAGAUUUUGCGUUUUUCCUUAUUUAAUUUAUUUUGCGAAGGAUGAAGUUUCGAGGAUAAUCGAUGCUAGAUUCCCCAUGAAAUUUCCAUGAUGUAAAGGAAAGAAAGGAGAUUUAUGGAUUGCUGGAGCAUAUGAUUCAUGAGGCUACGACUUGAGUUAUGGAGAUUGGUAUCGAUGGAUAAAGAUAUCUGGUGGGCACUGUCAAGGGACACUGGAGAAGAAUGCAUGCGAGCGGUCGGAUAAAGUAAAGUGAAGUGCUUGAGAUCAAGAUCAAGAACAAGAAUAAGAUUAAGAAAUGAAGUCAAGAUAUUUGAAGAGCGUA
Molecule: messenger RNA, 1427 nt
Organism: Botrytis fragariae
Lineage: Eukaryota; Fungi; Ascomycota; Leotiomycetes; Helotiales; Sclerotiniaceae
Product: putative zinc knuckle domain protein
Exons: 7
Coding region: 126-758 (210 amino acids)
Biological process (GO): positive regulation of cytoplasmic translation
Cellular component (GO): cytoplasm
Molecular function (GO): single-stranded RNA binding; zinc ion binding; mRNA binding
Source: RefSeq, a predicted model, not a curated record